CUAGCUUGUGUCAACACCAUGAGACGACCGAAUCGCUGUACUUUGAAAUAAUCCUCUGCUGCGCCCAGACCUAACAAAUACCAUCCUCAAUCGACUCACAGAAACUACUACUCAACCCCGAAUGCCCCUCCCGCGGUGAACCAUGGCCGUGCUGUCGAAGCCUUCGACAUUCCGCCCCUCCAGCCAGUCCGUGAAAGCCAUACUGAACGACCUCACGUCGCGCUACCUCCAGCACCGCACGCGCAUCUCGCGCGCCGUCUAUCUCACGCUCUUCGUCGCCCUCAUCAACCGCAUCCGCAACGCGAUCGCCGAGCAGAAGGCCGCCUCGCAGCGACAGGCCGAACUGCGGUCGAAGAACGUAGGGACAGGUUCGACGGAGGGCGAGGCAACGUCGCGCAAGAAGGUCGAGCUGAAUCGCGAGUUCUUCAAGAACCUGCUGAGGCUGCUGAAGAUCGUCAUACCGGGAUGGCGGAGCAAGGAGUUUAGGCUGUUGAUCAGCCACAGCAUCUUCCUGGUGCUGAGGACGAUGAUCAGCUUGUAUGUUGCCGAGCUGGAUGGAAAGCUCGUCAGCAAUCUUGUGAGGGGAAAGGGCCGGGACUUCUUGACGGGAUUGGUGUGGUGGAUGGCGGUCGCUGUACCGGCGACGUUCACCAACUCAAUGCUGUCGUACCACCAGUGCAAAUUGUCACUGCAGUACCGGACGCGCCUGACGCACUACAUCCACAGCAGAUAUCUCUCCCACAUGACCUUCUACACCCUCUCAGCGCUCGAUGAUCGGAUCAAGAAUGCGGACCAGCUCAUCACGGUCGACGUCGCCAAGUUCUCGAACAGCUUGGCCGAGCUGUAUUCCAACAUUGCGAAGCCGGUGCUCGACAUGGUCAUCUACAACUACUCAUUGUCGCGGAAUGUCGGAGGCGAGGGCCUGUUCUUCAUGAGUCUGCUCGUUCAGCUGUCGGCGAACGUUAUGAGGGCGCUGACGCCGCCCUUUGGCAGAUACGUCGCGGACGAGGCGAGAUUGGAGGGAGAAUUCAGAUUCCAGCAUUCGAGGUUGAUCGACUACAGCGAGGAAGUGGCGCUGUAUCACGGUCACGAGGCAGAGAAGGACACACUGGACAAGGGUUAUUUCACGCUCAUCAAACACGUUAAUCGAAUCCUGAGGCGGAGAUUCUACCACGGAGUCAUGGAGGACUUUGUCAUCAAGUACUUCUGGGGCGCAUUGGGGCUCUUGCUCUGCAGUGUGCCGGUGUUCUUCAAAGUCCCCGGCGUCGAAGGCAAGAGUAUGGGAGACAGGACUGAAAGCUUCGUGACUAACCGCCGAAUGCUCCUCAUGUCUUCUGACGCUUUUGGACGUGUCAUGUUUUCAUACAAGGAGAUUACUGAACUCGCGGGUUAUACAUCUCGCGUCUCUACCCUGCUAGAUGUGAUUGACGACAUUCAAGCAGGGCACUUCGAGAAGAAGCUCGUAUCAUCUGCCGACACAGAAGAAAAUGCGGCCGUGCUGCGCGGUCGCGGCGAGGUCACCGAGGGCCCCGACAUCGAAUUCCGCGACGUACCCAUUGUAUCUCCAAACGGAGACGUGCUCGUCCGAAAGUUGAGCUUCACGGUCAAGCCGGGAGAUCACCUGCUCAUUGUCGGGCCUAACGGAUGCGGCAAGUCGAGUCUCUUUCGAAUCCUAGGCGGACUCUGGCCAGUUUACGGUGGCAAUGUUCGAAAGCCUCCAUUCGAGGACAUCUUCUACAUCCCCCAGAGACCGUACCUCUCCCGGGGCUCACUUCGUCAACAGAUCAUCUAUCCCGACUCAUUGAGGGAGAUGCGCGAUAAGGGUAUCACGGACUCUGAUUUGUACAACAUUCUAUCAAUCGUCGAAAUCGAAUCCAUCGUCGAUCGUCCGGGCGGCUGGGAUGCCGAGCAGGAAUGGACCGACGUACUUUCGGGAGGUCUCCAACAGAGAGUCGCAAUGGCAAGGCUGUUCUAUCACGCACCAAAGUAUGCGAUAUUGGAUGAGUGUACAUCGAGUGUGACAUUAGAGAUCGAGCGCGUCAUGUACGACGAGGCAAAGCGACUGGGAAUUACGCUCAUGACUGUAUCCCAUCGCAGGUCGCUCUGGAAGUAUCACAGCAAGAUUCUGCAGUUCGAUGGACAGGGUGGAUUUGUCUUCACCAAGCUAGACGCCGAAAGAAGAUUAGAACUGGAAGAUGAGAGAGAAGAACUCGAGCUGCAGCUCAGAGCUGUACCAGACAUCGAAGAGCGCAUCGCCGAAUUGACGAGCUCUUGAGCGUCAGGACUGUAGCAGCUUAUUUUAUAACUCUACCGAAUACACAUGUAUCAGUAUUUGUUCCGUCACACGAUAUACGGACUACGAAUCGG
Aaosphaeria arxii CBS 175.79 is the source of this 2367-nucleotide messenger RNA. RefSeq lists its product as uncharacterized. Gene Ontology annotation, molecular function: ATP hydrolysis activity; ATP binding; long-chain fatty acid transmembrane transporter activity. The transcript has 4 exons. Gene Ontology annotation, biological process: very long-chain fatty acid catabolic process; long-chain fatty acid import into peroxisome; fatty acid beta-oxidation. Gene Ontology annotation, cellular component: peroxisomal membrane. NCBI's taxonomy places the organism in Eukaryota, Fungi, Ascomycota, Dothideomycetes, Pleosporales. The record is from RefSeq and is a predicted model, not a curated record. The coding region runs from base 143 to 2275 and encodes 710 amino acids.